Molecule: messenger RNA, 789 nt
Organism: Perkinsus marinus ATCC 50983
Lineage: Eukaryota; Perkinsozoa; Perkinsida; Perkinsidae
Exons: 1
Coding region: 1-789 (262 amino acids)
Source: RefSeq, a predicted model, not a curated record
AUGGACAACGUUAACUCAGCAAUAGAUGUGAAUACGUGGAUCACUAACCCAUCGCAGAAGUUCACUAAUGCUGCCUAUGGUGCUUGGUCAUGGGCUGGUUGCACUAAAUGGGCUGAUCCCGAUUGCCCUGAUAAUGCGGUUUACCCUGGUACUGGUGUUGAUCCUACUUCUGCAAUGAACAACUGUUGGGCAUAUGAUUGGAAGUUGAAUGAUGAUUUGCCGUGGAAGAGUAAUUCUGUCUACGUUCGACAGAGUGACAUGUCUGACGCUUUUUGGGAUACCUUAUGGGAUUUGAGUCAUCAGCCUGAGUGUAACGAAGGCCGUGCGGUCUGCAUUAUCACCUUCGAGUAUUAUGGUGGUAAGAUGCUCGAGGAGCCCACCGACUGCUCUGGUGAUGGUCCAUGUACCUCCUUUGUUCAUCGUCAUCAAGGAUGGAAUAUUCAGGUCUCAUCUCUGUGGCGUAAGGGUGAUUCUGCUGGUAUGGAGACUUCUACUAAUUGGGUUGCUAAGGCUUUUGCAGCUAUUGAUCAGUAUAGUUCUUUGAAGGAGAGUUAUCAGAAUUAUAUAAGCAACCAAUGGACGGUCGAGCCUUGGAAGGACAAGUUCUUCCCUGGUCAGAAUGUUAGUCCGGAUCACUGGAAGUAUCGCUAUUUCGGUCCAUCAUCCAAUGGGGUAUAUAAACGUCUACAGGACGUGAAGUGCCGCUACAAUCCGUAUAAUUUGUUUACAACACCGGCUACAGCUGAUAUUGUAGUUGAACUUCCCGAUGAUUGUUCUAUCUCAACCUAG